Molecule: messenger RNA, 3356 nt
Organism: Chara braunii
Lineage: Eukaryota; Viridiplantae; Streptophyta; Charophyceae; Charales; Characeae
Source: the annotation of a GenBank genome assembly
GCGUUUUUUCACUAUGAUUCGAAAAUGAUCAUCUUGAUUUUGGCGCUCGGUAGUACCGCCGCUGAGUCCUCGUGAGCAGCUGACCAUUCUUUUUCAGCAGUUCGAACUCAUCCUCAUCAUGCUCUUUUUUUCCACGUCGAGAGGAGUGGAGGGAGAUCCCGUUGCUCCAUCUGUCCGCGAUUUCGCUGCACGUCCAGAAGUCGCCACGCUUUGAGGAUCUUUUUUCGUUCUUUGCAAUUACCGUCGGUCACCGUCGAUCGGUCACCGUCGAUCGGCGGGAGAAUGAUGCUAACGAUGACGUCAGUGGCGCUGCCGACGAGCAGCGCCAUAGCGUCAACAUGCUGUGAGCGCGCGCCGGGUAGUUUCCCGCCCACGUCCGCAGUCCCUGAAUGUCCCGCGGUGAACCAGACAUGGCAGAAAGCCACUGUGAGGGAAUGCGCACGGGCGCGCAGCGCAGCGGAAGUUUCCCCGCGGCCGGUUCACCUGAGGUCGUCUUUUCUCCCUUCUCCCGCCGCUGGCGAAUCAGGGCAAUUCACUCGGCGGGAGGGCGGCAUUUCCUCCUCGCGGACUGCUUUCCGCCGCCAUAGCUGCCGUUCUUCCUCGUUUUGUACAGAUCUUUCUUGCGUUUCUACUUCUUCUUCUUCCUCAGUGCCUGCGGCGGGGKCGUGUUCCUUUCCUGCUGCUGUUGAUGGCAUAGCACUCCGACGAAGUUUAGGCGCUGCGCGCAGGGAGAGGGGGAAGCUCGCUAUCAUCCGAGGUGGGUCAGGCAUGGCGCGCGCCGAGAAAACAACUGAGGUUGCUGACGCGGCCGCCGCUGUCCAACCCCACUUGUUCUCCUAUCCGGACGGUGUGAGCAAUGCGUCUCUCUCGGAGUUCGCAUCAAUGGAUGAGUUGUCAUUAGCUCUGGCUACAUACAUCACGGAACUGUCGAGCAACGCGAUCAAGGAAAGGGGCUCCUUCACCGUCGUGCUCUCUGGCGGCUCGCUGGUCAAGGCACUUGAAAAAUUGACAGCGAAGCCUGCCAGCGAUUUGCUUGAUUGGUCCAAGUGGCACGUAUUCUGGGCUGAUGAGCGCCAUGUUCCACUGUCGCAUCCGGAUAGCAAUUACAAGCUGGCAAAGGAAGGGUUCCUCUCCAAAGUUCCAAUCCCAGAGAGUCAGGUGUAUGCUCUAGACGACUCGUUGGAUGUGGAGGGUGCUGCGCAGGCAUACGAGUCUGUCCUCAGAUCUCUUGCUGGUGGCGCUUUGGCUACCAGAGAAAAUGCUGAUGGCAUGACUUAUCCGUGCUUUGAUUUGAUUCUGCUUGGCAUGGGCCCAGAUGGUCACAUAGCGUCGCUUUUCCCAAACCACCCUCUACUUGCUGAGAAAGAGAGAUGGGUGAUGCCCAUCAAGAACUCCCCCAAACCCCCUCCAGAGCGGAUCACUCUGACGUUGCCAGUCAUCAACUCAGCUGAAAAUAUCGCUUUCGUAGCAACAGGUCAAGGAAAAGCGGAGGUCUUGCAACGGGUUCUGGAAGUGCAGGCUCUCCCAGGAGCGCUUCCUGCGCAGAUGGUCAGACCAUACGCAGGCGCAGUUGUCUGGCUUGCGGAUAAAGAUGCAACGUCACAACUUUCUUUGGGCAAAUGGGGAGACCCUAAGCAAUUCCCUAGGACGGAUAUGAAGGCGAAAAAGUGACUCCGCUCAUACACUCCGCUGCUGGCACCUCAUUUUUGUAAGCUAUGAGCCCUUUAUUACUUGCGAGUCCCUCUUGUGCUGUUUGGCGGAAGAUUUGGCAGUUUGACCGUAAAAAGGUUUUCAACUUUUUGUGGAUGCCAGGUGUGAAAAGGAGUAGGGUUGUCGGAAUUCCCCAACGGUGGUUGGUUCUCAGGGCCCACAUUCUGGAAAGUUUCAAAUGCGUAAUUUACUAAUUUGAAAUUUCUGGGAACUAAUUUUCUAGGAGUUAGAAUUGCAAUAGGCAUGCAAAGUGUCUUGGAAUUCACUGUAAUGAACCCAGUCUGGAGGGGGAAACAAACUCGUUUGGAGUCGAAGUACAAGAUAACUCAGCGCUGAUCAAUGUCUCCAAUAAUCGUGAAAUGUGAUCUGUGAUACAAUGUCUCGUAAGCAGUAGACGAAGGAGAGGUGGCGGGGAAUAUACUUAGAGGGUGGAAGAGUAAGUACUAAGUAUCCAUCAAUGACCACAUAGGUAGAAGCCCCUCGUUCCGCUCUCCUUCUCCGGGCCUCCCCUCUCCUCCACGUCACCAAACUGUUCAAGAAAAGAGCCUGACAAGGUCUGAUCACAUCAGAGUGCCACGUGCCACAGUUCUCCCAUGAAGACGUCACAACAGCGCACAAUGUCGACAUCAGCAACAGGUAAGUCUCCUCUCUCUCUCUCUCUCUCUCUCUCUCUCUCUCUCUCUCUCUCUCUCUCUCUCAAUCAAUCCACAGAUCCCGAUCUCCCUCCUUGUCGCGUCCCAAUCAACAAUGAAGAUGGCGUGGCAAAUGCCAUGUCAACAAGGUAGACAGGGUGGCAUGCACUUCAUCAGCAAUGUCGAAGACAGCGUGGCAUUCACCACGUCCGCAAGCAAGUAGCCAGCUGGCGCCAGAGCAGGGAGGCGCCAGCACGCAGUGUAGCAGUCUCGCGUCAUCAUCCCAGAGUGCCAGCAUCGCAGCAGCGUCACACCAGCGUCGAGCCAGCAUCCAGCCAGCGUCAAGUCAGCACGGCAAGACUGAAUGUUUACUCCCGGAGGCAGGGUCAAUAGGUAGUGUUGACGAGGUUGACCUGCAUCUGGUCCCUCACCCACCGAGGCUCAGAUUGACUCACAGCCGACGGCCUGGAGCUCGUGCAGUUACAGACUUGCACUUGGUCCGAAUGCUGUCUGGAUACCUGCGUACAGACAAGUGUGUGUGUUUGACCUGUGGCUGGGGCUGGGUCCAUGCAGACUUUGACUCGCGGGCCACCGUACAGUUGACUUUAGUCUACUGUCGACGUCUGAGUCGACCAGGCCUGCGCAGGGCCCCGGAAGCCAUUUCAGGGGCUGUGUCCCCCUGGUCGGCGGCACGGUCGUAGGCCGUUGGCGGGCCGUAGACAGGAGUUGGCCUGUGGGUGGCUGCCUAGACAACAGCAAGGCAUAUGGGAGCGGGUUAUUAAAUCACAAGGGAAUUGGCACUUGGACAGGGAAAAAAAAUGUGAUAACUAUUAACUUUCGUUUUCUUACUUUCCUUUUCCCUUUGGAAGUCGUAUGGAUUGCUGCCUAGAGAGGGGGAUGGGGGGGAGGAGAGUAUUUUUUUUUUUUUUUUUCUAACUGUUGAUGUACUUUCUGCACAGGAUAUUAAGCAGCCCAUCUGUACAUACUACAUAUUAUAGUAAUUCUAAAGGGCUC